Messenger RNA from Acanthochromis polyacanthus (spiny chromis), 3871 nucleotides. RefSeq lists its product as uncharacterized. Bases 133 to 3540 code for a protein of 1135 amino acids. NCBI's taxonomy places the organism in Eukaryota, Metazoa, Chordata, Actinopteri, Pomacentridae. The record is from RefSeq and is a predicted model, not a curated record. The transcript has 11 exons.
GUCAAAUAUUUUGAUCUGUAUUGUUUAAUUAUGUGUCCCUUUUUAUACUUUUAGGAUUUGUGUGAAAUUUUGAUGCUGUUUUAGGUGAAAUUUAAAAAGACAUGGCCAUGAAAGGGUUAAUGAAGUUUUAAGAUGAGUUUUCAUGGUCAGAGCUGCGGCUCCUGUGUGCUCACCCCCUCCCCCAUGCUGAUGGCUCGUUCACCAACUAUCCAAUCAGAAGUGGAGAAGCGAGGUGAAGAGUUCAGCUCGCUGAGACCUGCAGCAGCACGUGACGUCCAUUUUGUACGCACCUUGUUUCUCCUCCAACUCGGAGAUCCAGCAUUUGAGAUGAAGAGAUUUAAAAGAAGACUUCAAACUUUAGAGAGAUUUGAAAAUACUCGGGCCACAAAGGACCACUGCCCCUCAUCAAGUAAACAUACACCUCUCGAAGGGAGGUGUGGUGAUGAACCUGAUAAAGCUUGCUGGACCCAAUCACCACCAUCACCAUCCAGAGAAGAUGAGAUGCUCACAGAGGAGUCUCUGUUAUCCAGCCACAGUGGAUCUGAUGUGGACUACAAACCACCAUCGUCACCAGCAUCCAGUGAUGAUGAGGUGCUUGCACAGGAGUCCCAGUCAUCCUGCCACAGUUCACCAGAGAAGCACCACAGUCAUUUGUCAUCCAUUGAAACUGAGAUUGGGGAAUCUAAGGACCAGAAGACCAAAGGUAAAUCAGUUCAAACAGGUAUGCAGUCAAAAGGAAAAAGGAUGCUUCAACAUCGCAAAAAAAGGCUGCAGAUUACUGUUAAAACAAGCAAAAAAAAGGAUGGUGCCAGGGUCUGGGACAAAGCUCAUUACUGUGUAUACUGUAAAAAGGCUCAAUUGAAGAUAGCCAGACAUCUAGAAAGAAAGCAUAGUGAUGAACAAGAUGUUGGCUAUGCUUUUAGUUUCCCAGUUGGCUCCAAACAAAGGAAGAUACUGAUAGAAGGCCUUCGUAACAAGGGUGACUGGGAACACAAUCUUAGUGUCUUAGAGGAUGGAUGUGGUGAAAUUGUAACAUGGAAACAGCCCUCCGGAAAGGUAGACAUAGAGAGCUACCUACCAUGUCAACACUGUUAUGCAAUGUUCAAGAGGACUGAGCUCUGGAGACAUGAGAAGUCAUGUAGAGAACGGAAAGAGGAAAGACAAAAAGGCAAAAGAGCAAGAGUACAAAAAUCUUCCUCACAUCUAAUUCCAGUCAGAGAAUCAUGCAAUGGAGUACAAAAGAUCAUUCACUCUAUGCUACAGGAUCGUGUAACCUGUCAUAUCAGGACUGAUGAGAUGAUUUGUGCAUAUGGAGAUGCAUUAUUUGCAAAAAAGGGCCGUGAAGACUCUCAGCACAGAUACAUUGCACAAAAGCUGAGAGAACUGGGACGGUUUGUGUUGGCUGCCAAGGAGAUUGACAAGCAUGUCAGAGGUCUUAAAGACAUUUGUGAUCCAGCAAAUUUUCAACUGGCAAUUAAAGCAGCUAGGCGUGUGUCAAACUACGAUGCAAGCAAGAACGAAUAUGGAAAGCCAUCUACAGCUGUUAAAAUUGGUUUUUCACUCAAAGGGGCAACUGAGGCCUGGAUAGGCCACUGCUUGAUGAUGUCUGAUGUCAAAACUGAGAAUAAGGCAAAAAAGUUCAAGGAGUUGCUGGAGAACUCGUGGUCCACUUACGUGGCAACUAAUGCUCACAGCACAAUGGAGCAACGGAGGUGGAACAGAGAAGACAAUGUACCUCUGACAGAGGAUGUAGUGACUCUACAGAACUACCUGAGGAAAGCUGAGGAUGAGGCAAAGGCAGAGUUGACAGAGCAUGCGAGUACUACAGCAUACAGAAAGUUAAGUGAGAGCCUUCUUGCACAAAUAAUCGUGUUCAAUAAGAAGCGUGAAGGAGAAGCAUCACGUUUAACUCUCGAGACAUAUCUAAAAGCAGACACUGGCCCUGUGAAUAAGGACAUAUAUGAGACUCUGUCGCCUGUGGAAAAACAACUGAGCCACAGGCUGACACGUUUGGUGACACGUGGAAAGAGAGGGAGAAAGGUCCCCAUCCUACUUCUUGAGCGCACAAAAGCUUCGCUUGACUUCCUGAUUGAAAAACGAAGGGAAGUUGGCAUACUUGAGGAGAAUCCAUUUCUGUUUGCAAGGCUUGGUACAACAACCAAUCUUCGUGGGUGUGACUGCCUCAGAAAAUAUGCAGAAGAGAGCAAAGCCAAAAACCCAGAACUGCUGAGGUCAACAAAGUUAAGAAAGCAUGUUGCUACCCUAUGCCAGCUUCUUGACCUCAACAAUCAGGAACUUGAGCAAGUUGCUCGUUUUAUGGGACACGAUAUAAGAGUCCACUGCGAGUAUUAUCGGCAGACAGAUAAAACAUUCCAAGUGGCCAAGAUUGGCAAACUUCUGUUUGCAAUGGAGCAUGGAGCACAGUCACUGAAAGGGAAGAGUCUGCAAACACUGGACUCUGUUAUCAGUGGCAAAGGACAUGCAGCCAGCCCAGCCAAAGGUCUGAAAGGUGUCAGAAAGAGAAGGACGUCAGAUACAGGCAGACAACGGGAAGCUUAUGAUGAUGGAAAACAGCUAUCCACCACAAGUUCAUCAGCUCAGAGGCACAAGAAGACUGUCACAAGACUUAGACAUGAUGGAGAUGAUGAUGACUCUGAUGGAGAGGUGCCACAUUCAGCUGCAGCAAGGUCACUUGCAAAAAGACAAUGGCAGAAGGAAAGAAGAAAACAUGAUGAAGAUGAUGGUGGUGCUGAUGAUGGUGAUCGGAAAGAUGACAACACCAGUGAAGGCACUGAAAACACAGUUGGAGAGUUGCAAGAAGGCACCAACAGAGAGCCACAAAAGAUGACUACAGCAAAAGAAAAACGUGAUGAUGACAGUGAUGAUGACGGUGAUGUGAGUGAUGGCAAGGCUGGUCCAGGCACUGAAAACACAGAUGGCGUGGUGCACCAGGAGACAGGUGGAAGACCACCUGUUAAGCAAACAAAGAGAACUACAGAAAAACAUGAUGAUAAUGAUGAUGAUAGACAGGAGCCACACUCAACUUUAGGAAGCUCAGCUGUUGACCAACCAAAGAGAACUGCAACCACAAGGCAAGCUGAUGGUGACGAUGAAGAUAGCAGUGACUCUGAGUAUGAUGAAAAGGACAGAAAAGGAUGUGUUAAGAGGCCAAAGAAAGCUGUACAUAAACGAAAGCAUCAAGGCGAUGAUGACUGGGAUGGAGAGGACAGACAGACUAAUGCCACCAGAUCCCCUCAGAAGGGCCGAAAGAAGACUGCAGUUACAAGAGAACGCAGUGAUGUUGAUGCUCCAGAAGUGGAAGUUGAGAAACGAGGUAAGAGACCCUGGAAUGACCAGGAGAGGACUGCAGUCAAACGACACCUUGGCAAGUUCAUCGCACUGAAGAAGGUUCCAGCCAAGCGGGACUGCCUGCUGUGUAUUGACAAAGAGUGUCCAGCCCUAAGAGCGCGGACAUGGAAAGACGUGAAAUAUUUUAUUUACAAUGAAAUUGUUAAAAUCAAGAGAAAGCUUGCAUUCUGAAUUAACAGAAUACAACAGAGGGAGGAAACUGAGAUGAGGGGCUGGAAUUAGGGAGAGAAGAGGGAGAGAGUAAGAGGGUAAUUAUUCCUGUCUUUUAAUGGCUUCGUUAUUGUCUGUUCAUAUGUUCAUUUGUUAGACACUUUAGCCAUGCCCUACAGCACAGCAAUUUUUUUUUCCAUGAUAAUUUGUGUUGAGCAGGCACUGACACCUGCCGUUUAUUACCUUUCAGAAAGAUGUCUCAGGAUACACCUGGAUGUUCUAUAUUGUUCAGCGCUUGAUUUAGACGGUCGCGGCGAGCGCCGGGAAUCAUGGGAGGUUGAUGACAUCAUAC